Messenger RNA from Lolium rigidum, 570 nucleotides. Its product is annotated as DNA topoisomerase 1-like. NCBI's taxonomy places the organism in Eukaryota, Viridiplantae, Streptophyta, Magnoliopsida, Poales, Poaceae. The transcript has a single exon. The record is from RefSeq and is a predicted model, not a curated record. The coding region runs from base 1 to 570 and encodes 189 amino acids.
AUGCUCCGGAAGAGCUCGAGCCAUAAGACACUCCGAGACGUGAUGCUGGAGGAGAGGACGAGCAGCACGGGCAUGGCCAGCCGCCUCCUCGCCCCUGACGCCUCCCUCUCCAACCCGUCGUUCCGCAACUACUACGGCGUUGCCUCCGCCGGCUCGGUGCCGUUCCUCUGGGAGUCGGCGCCGGGCACUCCCAAGAAGUGCAUCUCGUCGGCGGACCUCCCGCCUCUCACGCCGCCGCCAUCCUACUACAGCAAGACCAGCAAGUCCAAGUCAUCCAAGAAGCUGCUGCCAUCGCCCAAGCCGGCCGGCCUCGUCCCGAAAAUCUUCAGGAGGAGCCACACGAUGCCGUCUCCCUCGCCGUCCAACAAGGAGAGCGUCCCGGUCCAGAGCAGCCGGAGGAAGCGGAUGGUGGAUAGUCCUCGGUCGUCGUUCUCGUCGACAUCAAGGGUGGACGACGACGAAGAAGAAGGCGACGGGGAGGCGAGGUCAACCCUGUGCUUCGGGAUGCGGCACUCCAGCGGGGGAACCCGCAGGCUGCAUGGGCUGCUUGCCUCCGUUGUCGGAGGCUAG